Messenger RNA from Aspergillus calidoustus, 1434 nucleotides. The record is from the annotation of a GenBank genome assembly. NCBI's taxonomy places the organism in Eukaryota, Fungi, Ascomycota, Eurotiomycetes, Eurotiales, Aspergillaceae.
AUGCGCGGCUCGCACGCCCACAACACGCCCUCGCUCAUCUCCAUCCCAACCAUGAGGCUCGCCAGCUUCCUCCCUCUGGCCACAGCGGCCGCGGCCAUCCCCACAGCCGACCUGCCCGUCGUAACUCGCGACGUCGCCAUCCUCGGCGGAGGCGCAACAGGCACCUACGCGGCAGUGCAGCUCCGCGAGCAGGGCAAAUCCGUCGCCCUCGUCGAGAAAAAGGCAUACCUGGGCGGGCACGCCGAGACCCUCUAUCUGCCCGACGGGGACUACGUCAACUACGGCGUCGAGGGCUACUUCAACAACGAGCUCACAAAGUCCUUCUUCGCCCAGCUCGACGUCGACCACGAGCUCCUCCUCCCGGGCUCCCUCCUCACCAAGCAUGUCGAUUUCUCCACGGGCAAGUCCGCUCUCCCCGCCGCGGGAAUCCUGGGUACCCUUGCGGGCGCGACACUCUACCGCGCAGCAAUCGAGCAAUUCGAUUACCUCGCCACGGGCGCAUACUACCUCCCCGACGAAGUCCCCGAGGUCCUUCUGCGGCCCUUCCGCGAAUUCGUCGACGCCCAUGCGCUCUGGGGCGCGCUCGAGGUCAUCUUCACCUUUGCCGAGAAUGUCGGCGACCUCCUCGAGCGACCGCUGCUGUAUGUGAUUAUGAACUUUGGUAUCCCGCAGAUCGACGCCCUCCUGCAGGGCGGAUACAUCAGGCCCAAGAACGGGACGGGGGAACUCUUCGCCAAGGCGGCGAAUUAUAUCGAUCCGCUGAAUAUCUUCUACUCGUCGUCGGUGAUUCAGGCGAGACGGAACGAAUCGGGGGUUGACCUCGUCGUGCAGAAUUCGGAAACGGGGGAGAAGACUCGAAUCCGCGCGAAGAAACUGCUUAUUGCGCACCCGCCUACGCUGCCCAGUCUGCAGUUGCAGGGGUUCGACCUCGAUCAGGAAGAAACAUCCCUCUUCUCGAAAUGGUCGCAUGUAAGCUACUACGCCGCAGCCGUGACCAAAACGGGCAUCCCCGACGGUCUCAACAUCGCAAACACCGAUCCCACAAACCACCCCGGCAAACUUCCCCUGCCCCCCUUCCUCUGGCAACUCGAGUACUCCGGCGUACCGGGCUACUUCAUGACGAAGAUCGUCGGGCCAGCAGAGAACUUUACCGCAGAAGACGCGAAAGAUCUCAUCGUGGCGAAUAUCCGCGCAAUGGGCGAGGCCGGGACGUUUGACACAACACCAGACGAGAUGGAGAUUGCGGCAUUUGCGUCGCAUUCGCCGGAGACGCUUACGGUUGAUGUGGAGGAGAUCCGUCACGGGUUUUAUAAGCGGUUGUAUGGGCUUCAGGGACGGAGGAGCACGUUUUAUACCGGGUAUACGUUCUGUACGGAUUAUUCGACGCCCUUGUGGAAUUAUACGGCGAGUGUUUUGGACAUGAUGGAUCUAUAG